This is a messenger RNA of Sinocyclocheilus rhinocerous, 1232 nucleotides long. RefSeq names its product kelch-like protein 41b. Bases 105 to 1232 code for a protein of 375 amino acids. NCBI's taxonomy places the organism in Eukaryota, Metazoa, Chordata, Actinopteri, Cypriniformes, Cyprinidae. The record is from RefSeq and is a predicted model, not a curated record. Gene Ontology annotation, molecular function: protein binding. The transcript has a single exon.
ACUCUGUCCUUUUCCAGCCCGGCCGGUGUGGCGAGCAGACCUGGAGCCACCUUCUCCCAUUUUUCUUCUCUUAUCCGUCAAUUCCCAUCUUGAAACGCAACAGCAUGGAUCCUAAAGCCAUGAAGGAGGAGCUACGGCUGUUCCAGAGCACCUUGCUUCAGGAUGGACUGAAGGAACUUCUGAACGAGAACAAGUUUGUUGACUGCACUUUGAAAAUCGGCGACCGCUGCUUUCCCUGCCACCGCCUGAUCAUGGCCGCCUGUAGUCCUUACUUCAGAGAGCUCUUCUUCUCUGAAGACGGCAAGGAGAAGGAAAGCGGCAAGGAAGUGAUUCUGGAUGACGUUGAUCCAAAUAUCAUGGAUAUGAUCAUCCAGUAUCUGCAUUCCGCUGAGAUCGACUUGACGGACGACAACGUUCAGGAGAUCUUUGCAGUGGCGAACCGUUUCCAGAUUCCCUCAGUGUUUACAGUAUGUGUGAACUAUCUCCAGAACAAGCUGUCGCUGUUUAAUUGUCUCGCCGUCUUCAGGCUUGGCCUGGUCCUCGGCGUUCCCAGGCUCGCCAUAGCGGCACGCGAUUUCAUCGCUGACCGAUUCGAAACCGUGGCGGCUGAGGACGAAUUCCUUCAGCUGGCACCUCACGAGCUCUUGGCUCUGAUUGGUGGAGACACGCUUAACGUGGAGAAGGAGGAGGUUGUGUUUGAGUCGGUGAUGAAGUGGGUGCGCAGCGACAAGGCCAAGCGCGCCAAGAAUCUGGGCGAAGCGUUCGAGUGCAUCCGUUUCCGCCUUCUUCCGGAGAAGUACUUCCGGGAGAAAGUCGAGACCGAUGACAUCAUCAAGGCAGAUCCAGAACUCUUGAAGAAGCUGCAAGUCAUCAAAGAAGCCUUCGGAGGAAAACUCCCCGAGAAGAAACCCAAAGAGAAGAAGGAAGGAGAGGCUGGAGCAGAGGAGGAAGAGGAGCUGCUGCCGGGUUACUUGAACGAUAAUCGUAGACUGGGGAUGUAUGGACGAGACCUGAUCCUCAUGAUCAAUGACACGGCUGCUGUGGCGUACGACGUGGCCGAGAAUGAGUGUUUUCUGGCUGCCAUGGCAGAGCAGCUGCCGAAGAACCACGUGAGUCUCUGCACCAAGAAGAACCAGCUCUUUAUCAUUGGUGGCCUGUUUGUCGAUGAAGACAGCAAAGAGUCUCCUCUGCAGUGCUACUUCUACCAGGUACAAAAUUACUUUAAAAACUAG